Messenger RNA from Salmo salar (Atlantic salmon), 3432 nucleotides. Lineage: Eukaryota; Metazoa; Chordata; Actinopteri; Salmoniformes; Salmonidae. The record is from RefSeq and is a predicted model, not a curated record.
AUUGAGAGAUAUGUGAAGGACAGUCUGAAUGUGGAGAUGGCUCAGCUACAGCAGAGUGCUGUCCACAACCACACAGCUGCCAUCUUGGAUCUAGGCACCAACCUCCUGACCCAGACUGCCCAGCACACACGGAAACUGACAGACGUAGAGAUCCAGGUGUUGAAUCAGACCUCCAGGCUGGAGAUUCAGCUCCUGGAGAACUCUCUGUCCACCAACAAACUGGAGACCAAGCUCCUCCACCAUUCUACAGAGAUCAGCAAGCUACACGACAAGAACAGGCUCUUGGAGCAGAAGAUGCAGGAGCUGGAGUCUGGGCACCAUGAGGAGCUGGUCACCUUACAGGAGGAGAGGUCCAGCCUGCAGCAGAUGGUAGCCAGACAGAACAGUGUGAUCACAGAGCUACAGACCCAUCUGGACCAGGCCACUGGCAACAACAGUAUCCUGCUUAGCCAACAACAGCAGCUCACUGACACCGUCAACAGUCUGCUGAAGCUCUGCUCUAUGGACAGAGGGUCUGGAGUGGUCCCAAACAGCAACCUUGCCUUUAAGCAGAGCGAUUCAUCUCAUGAGGAGAGAAAGUAUCGGGACUGCUCUGAAAUCUUUCAAGCUGGCUUCAACAACAGUGGAGUAUAUACUAUUCACAUCAACACACAGGAGACCAAAAAGGUUUACUGUAACAUGGAGGCAGCAGGGGGAGGAUGGUCCGUCAUUCAGAGGAGAAAAGACGGAACCAUGGACUUCCGGAGGACAUGGAAGGAGUACAAGAUGGGCUUUGGGAGUCUGUUUGGAGAACACUGGCUGGGGAAUGAGUUUGUGUUCCUGCUGACCAGUCAGAGGCCCUACAACCUGAGGGUGGAAGUGACCGACUGGGACGGACAGCAGGCCUUCUCCCACUAUGGCCGUUUCUACAUCGGCAGCGAGAAGCAGAAUUACAGGCUGUUCCUGAAGAGUCACAGUGGAACGGCAGGCAGACAGAGCAGCCUGGUCAUCAACGGAGCAGACUUCAGUACCGAGGAUAUGGACAACGACAACUGCAUCUGCAAAUGUGCUCUCAUGCUUACCGGGGGUUGGUGGUUCGAUGCCUGUGGACCAUCGAACCUGAACGGGAUGUACUACAGUCAUGGUCAGAACAUGGGUAAACUGAAUGGGAUCAGGUGGCACUACUUCAAAGGGUCUAGUUACUCUCUCCGUGCUACCACCAUGAUGAUACGACCAGCAGACUUCUGAGAGGAUCUUUUGGUGACUGUCGUUGGUCCCACCGAUUCUGACUGGGAGCCCCCACUGCCAAGGUGCCCAUCCCCCACUGAAGCUGGUUCAUCCAGCCGGACCCCUGCUGUCUCCGGCUCCACACCUACCCCCGUCCGGCCAGGUGUGAAGUCAGUGAAGUCAGUGACAAAGAAGCGGAGGUGGGGAAGAGAUAAACCUGCAAACAGAGAGGAAGAGGGUCAUUGGCACUCUGUGCUGGAGGAGGAUGUCGAGCCACUUCCUCCAACAUUUAGACCGAAAAGGCCACCAGGACCUCAGCUGGACAUGACCUCAAAGUACAGCCCAAUUCAACUUUUUCAGCUGUUUUUCACCUCAUCAGUUGUUGAUUCCCUGGUGUUGAACACUAAUAAGUAUGGUGCUAAGAAGCAGGCAGGCAAGAAAGAGGGAUGGAAGCUCAUUUCCAUGUCAGAUCUGUUUUGCUACCUGUCAAUGGUUAUUUACAUGGGUCUUGUGAAGCUGAAAACCCUGAAAGACUGACUACUGGAAAACUGCUCCCCUCUAUCAACUGCCUUUCCCCUCCACUGUCAUGUCAUGCAAAAGGUUUCUGACAAUCUCACGGGCGCUUUAUAUCAGUGACCCAGAAGUUGAUGAGGACAUCGAGAAGAAGCGAGGCACACCAAGGUUUGAUAGGUUUUAUUUUGUGGAGCCUCUCUACCACAGUGUGGUUGAGGCCUGCAAGACCUAUUUUCAGCCCGCCCAGAACCUUUCCAUCGAUGAGAGGAUGGUAGCCUCAAAGGCCAGAAUUGGCCUAAAACAAUACAUGCGUAACAAACCAACUAAAUGGGGUUACAAACUGUUUGCUUUGGCUGAUUCUGCAUGUGCAUACACGUGCAAUUUUUUUGUUUAUGAGGGGAAGAGCAGUUUUGCGACCGGUAAGGGACUCAGUUAUGAUUCCGUUAUGGAGUUAUUAGAUUUUCAACUGCUGGGAAGGGCUUCAAACUUUUUGUGGACAACUUCUACACAAGCCCUACCCUGUUCACAGACUUGAGGAAGCUGGAUGUGUGGGCUUGUGGCACCAUUCGGACCAACAGAGUGGGCUUUCCGAAAACCAAGGUGAAUGACAUGCCUAAGCGGGCUGAGCGGGAUACCAUGAGAUGGAUUCGCCAAGAUGGCCUGCUCUUUGUGAAGUGGAUGGAUACCAGAGAGGUGGUCAUGUGCAACACCAUCCACAAGUCCUUCAGUGGCGAUCACGUCGUCAGGCGUGUGAAGGAUGCAACUGGGGCAUGGACCACCAUACAUGUCCCCAUUCCUGCAGCUAUAAAGGAUUACAACAAGGGCGUGGGAGGUGUGGACCUGUCAGAUGCGCUGAUAGGUUACUACAAUGUUCUCCACAAGACAAUGAAAUGGUACAAUACAUUUUUCUAUCAUUUCAUCGACAUUGCUGUGGUGAAUGCCUUCAUCCUCCAGAAGAAAAUGGCUAAGAGCUGUGGACAGCCCCCCCAUCUCACAGCUAGCCUUCAGAGAGCUGCUCAUCCAGGAGCUUGCUUGCUACAGCAAGUCCACUGCAUCACCUUCUGUCCCCUCUACCUCUGUCCCUUCUACUGCUUCAACCAGUGGUGUUCACCUGCCCAAAUUCAUCUCUGCAGGCCUGAAUGUGCCUCAGGCCAAAAAGGGCACAGUAGGGAGGCGUCGGUGUGCACUUUGUCACAGGAAAUGCCCCAUCACCUGCACCACUUGUUCAGUAACCUUCUGCUUUACAGCAGAAAGAGACUGCUAUGGGGCAUGUCAUCAGCAGCACAAUAUUGUGUAGAGGACUGAGGGUCUUCACAAUAUUGUACAUUAUACAUUGAAUGUGUGUAAAUAGUUACCCUUGUUAUUUAAUUUUUUUAAAAAUUUUCGUUAUUUUUUAAUUAUUUGUAUUUUUUUUGGGGGGGUGUUAGAAUAGCAUUUUAGUAUUUUGUAUAUAGUUAUUUACAUCAAAAUGUAUCACUGUACCAAUUUGGCCACUUGGGUACAUUUGGGCAACUUGUGUGGGACACCUGGGUGACUACAUGCUCAAUGUCAUGUAGCGCACUCAUUCCUGAAGAUAUCUGUCUGAAACUUUUCUCAAAUACUUUUGCCCUCUCAUGUUCUGCAUCGAAAUUAUCCCCAGCAUCAUAUCUGAAUGUUUGGCUGUUCUUGUUCAGUUGAAAGAUGAUGCAACAACAAUAAAAAACAGAAAACAUA